UUUUUUGAACAUACUUACAUUCUUAAAAAUUUCUCGUUUAUUUGAAGUUCAAAUUUAACUGGACGUCUUGUAUUUUAACCCUUGAAGACCCUCCCUUCUCACCCCCCAUCCUCUCGUGGGCCCUGGUAGACCGUGGCCAGGCUGGGGUCCUCUAGGCUUGUGUCCAUCUGGGAAACAGGUACAAAGUUCACCCAGGCUGUCAAGUUGUUGCUAGAUUCUAAGCCGCUUUUGGUUCCUAGCCCAAUGGGUCAGUCCCAGGGGCUUCCUGACAAAAGCUGAGCCCAUUUUCUGAGUCCCCAAGGCAGCGUCCUCUGUGUUCCGUUUCAGGGCUGGAGUCAGGCAGCCUUGGUCUUACGGGAAAGGCCCAAUAAAGAAAGGAGCCGUCACCGUGGUGGAGCUGGAGCCUGAUUCCCAGCCUCCUUCCCGUGCUGUCCACGCUUGCUGCUGCAGUCAUCCACUAGCAUUUAUGGCAGCCAUGGGUGCCCGGUGGUGCUGAGAGCAGUGGGGCAUGGCUGUGGUCCUGCAGGUACUGCCCUGCGUGGCCCGAGCCCUCUUACGCCCGCUCCUCAUGGGGAGCCCGGUGGUCCGGCUGGCCAGCGGCAUGGCCCUGGCCGAGCAGGCACAGCAGCUCUUCGAGAGCACUGUGGGGGCUGUGCUUCCAGGCCCCAUGCUGCAACGGGCACUGUGCUUGGAUCCUAGCAGUGGGUUGCUGAAGGUGCGGGAUCGGAGCUUUCAGCUGCGUCAAAACCUCUACCUGGUGGGCUUUGGCAAGGCUGUGCUGGGCAUGGCCGCUGCAGCUGAGGAGCUCCUGGGCCAGCAUCUCGUGCAGGGUGUGAUCAGCGUGCCCAAGGGGAUUCGUGCUGCCAUGGAGCAUGCUGGCAAGCAGGAGAUGCUGCUGAAGCCACACAGCCGUGUCCAGGUAUUUGAGGGUGCAGAGGACAACCUGCCAGACCGAGAUGCACUUCGGGCUGCAGUGGCCAUCCGGCAGCUGGCUGAAGGUCUCACAGCUGACGAUCUCCUGCUUGUACUCAUCUCAGGUGGGGGCUCAGCCUUGCUCCCUGCCCCUAUUCCGCCUGUGACACUGGAAGAAAAGCAGACACUCACCAAGCUGCUGGCAGCCCGUGGAGCCAACAUCCAGGAGCUGAACACCAUCCGGAAGGCCUUGUCCCAGCUCAAGGGUGGGGGGCUGGCUCAGGCUGCCUACCCUGCCCAGGUGGUGAGCCUGAUUUUGUCAGACGUGGUAGGGGACCCGGUGGAGGUGAUCGCCAGCGGCCCCACCGUGGCCAGCGUCCACAGCGUGCAAGACUGCCUGCACAUCCUCAAUCACUAUGGCCUUCGAGCUGCCCUGCCCCGUUCCGUGAAGACUGUGUUGGCUCGGUCUGACUCUGACCCUCACGGGCCGCACAGCUGUGGUCAUGUGCUCAACGUGAUCAUUGGCUCAAAUGCACUGGCCCUGGCUGAGGCCCAGCAGCAGGCCGAAGCACUGGGGUACCGGGCCGUGGUGCUGAGCGCAGCCAUACAGGGUGACGUGAAAAGUGUGGCCCGGUUCUACGGGUUGCUCACCCGAGUGGCCGGAGCCCACCUCACCCCGCCUGGGACUGGGGCCUCCGUGGAGGAGGAGGCACAACUCUGGGAGCUGGCAGCUGAGCUCCAGCUCCCAGACCUGCAGCUCAAGGAGGCCUUGGAGGCCGUGGUGGGGGCUGAGGGCCCUGUCUGCCUGUUGGCUGGUGGUGAGCCCACCGUGCAGUUGCAGGGCUCAGGAAAGGGUGGCCGGAACCAGGAACUGGCUCUGCGUGUUGGAGCAGAGCUGGGACAACGGCCACUGGGGCCUCUGGAGGUGCUGUUUUUGAGUGGUGGUACGGAUGGACAGGAUGGGCCCACAGAGGCAGCUGGGGCCUGGGUCGUGCCUGAGCUUGCCAGCCAGGCUGCCGCUGACGGCCUGGAUGUGGCUGCCUUCCUAUCCCGCAAUGACUCUCAUACCUUCUUCCGCUGCUUCCGAGGUGGGGCGCACCUGCUGCACACGGGGCUGACUGGGACUAAUGUCAUGGACGCCCACCUCCUAUUCCUGCGGCCGCGGUGAUGGCAUGGAUCAUGGUUGAGUGCAGAGGAGACCUACGGGGCUGCAACCUGGGGCAGACCAGGGUUGGUCCCCAAGGCCUAACCAGGCCUGAGGGCCCCUUCUGUCCUUGGCAGUGGCUGCUCUGUUGACCCUGGGCCUCUGUUCUGUGCUCGUUCCCCCAGCCAAACUGGCAGAUGGGGGCCCUCUCCUCUCCCUCCUCUUGGCCAUGACAGCAGCUAACCCUGAAGAUUGGGAUAAGCCCCUUGGCCUGUUGGCUGUUCCUAGUCUUCUCCCCAACAGCAGGCAGCCCCUCUGCCGAGCUCUUGAGUGUUUUUUCUAUGGGGUGGAGUGAGAAGGACUGCAAAUAAACAGAGCCACACUA
Neogale vison (American mink) is the source of this 2441-nucleotide messenger RNA. RefSeq names its product glycerate kinase (gene GLYCTK). The transcript is spliced from 6 exons. The coding region runs from base 509 to 2080 and encodes 523 amino acids. Gene Ontology annotation, cellular component: cytoplasm. Gene Ontology annotation, molecular function: glycerate kinase activity. Lineage: Eukaryota; Metazoa; Chordata; Mammalia; Carnivora; Mustelidae. The record is from RefSeq and is a predicted model, not a curated record. Gene Ontology annotation, biological process: protein phosphorylation.